This is a messenger RNA of Ceratosolen solmsi marchali, 786 nucleotides long. It is a transcript of the gene snRNP-U1-C, whose product is annotated as small ribonucleoprotein particle U1 subunit C. The record is from RefSeq and is a predicted model, not a curated record. Bases 245 to 760 code for a protein of 171 amino acids. Gene Ontology annotation, biological process: mRNA splicing, via spliceosome; mRNA 5'-splice site recognition; spliceosomal snRNP assembly. NCBI's taxonomy places the organism in Eukaryota, Metazoa, Arthropoda, Insecta, Hymenoptera, Agaonidae. The transcript is spliced from 2 exons. Gene Ontology annotation, cellular component: nucleus; U1 snRNP. Gene Ontology annotation, molecular function: zinc ion binding; pre-mRNA 5'-splice site binding.
AAUUAGUGCAUAAAUAAUUUAUUAUCUUGGUACAUACAUCAAUCUAGUGUGAGUAAUAAUUGUAUGUUUGGCGGGGUAGUCAGAAACGGUAAUCCUCGGGACGCGUUCGGCGUAUAACCUAAAUAAAUAAAUUAUUACGUUAGUGCUUGUGAUGUUGCUUUGUGAUUUGCCAGUACACGGCGAAACGUCUCAAAUUAAAAAGUUCUUAUAAUAUAAUUUCAGGUGUAGUAUCCAAAUCUCUAUAAUGCCAAAGUAUUAUUGCGACUACUGCGAUACAUAUUUAACGCACGAUUCUCCAAGCGUACGUAAAACUCAUUGCCAAGGGCGCAAACACAAAGACAAUGUCAAGUACUUUUAUCAAAAAUGGAUGGAAGAACAAGCUCAGCAUUUAAUUGAUGCGACGACAGCUGCAUUUAAGGCAGGAAAAAUAGCGUCAAAUCCGUUUGCACCGAAUAAAGGUGCUGCGAUACCGCCACCGCCAAGUUUAGGUCCACGACCUGGUGUACCGCCACCAAACCAAGGACCUCCAGGAAUGAUGGCACCACCAGGAAUGCAUCCGGGUGGUCCAAUGGGACCAGGCGGACCAAUGAUGAUGGGGCCGCACGGGCCAAUGCCACCGAUGAUGGGUGUCAGACCACCGAUGAUGGGGCCUAUGGGCCCCAUGGGACCAAUGGGGCCGAUGCUAGGGCCAAUGGGUCCUAUGAGACCUCCGGGACCUCCGCCUCAAGUGUUGAGUGGGCCGCAAUCGAUUAAGAAAUAAAAACUUAUUGCUUUCGUGUAAAUGAA